GCUGAGUAGUUGUGGUUGUAGCUUAUAAUUCCCUUUCUCCUUUCUCGUGUGGUGCGUGUGUGCAAGUGCAAACUCGAGGUUCAUGAGCGAUUCUUGUUUUAGCAAAACACAGAGACGGUUGAAUUGAAACCAAACCUCUCGCUGCCCCCAUUCGUAAGUCGCCCAGGUUCAUAUUAUGAGCCUUGCUCAGAGUACAAACUUCAAUUACCGGCGACAAAACGACAUAUUUCAUUGAGUUUGACGCGAUUGCUGAAACUGACCCGUAACAUGCAAAUGCUGCAAGCGGGCCUGGCCGGAGAAGGCAGUGACGGGAAAUCAAAUGGCCGGACAGUGUUGGUGGGAGUGAAGUUGGAUCCUCCCAGCAGGGAGUUGCUCACAUUGGCUUUGGUUAAGGUUGCUCAGCCUGGUGAUUUUGUGGUUGCUCUUCAUGUUCUUGGGGACGAUGAAAUUGUGAACCAAGACGGGAAGGCGUCGCUUCUUUCGCUUGUCAAGGCAUUUGACUCUGUUCUUGCUGUUUAUGAAGGAUUUUGCAAUUUGAAACAGGUGGAUCUAAAACUCAAAAUCUGCAGAGGCUCGUCAGUCCGGAAAAUCUUAGUUCGAGAAGCAAACGCCUGUUCUGCAACUCAUAUUUUAGUGGGAACUGCUCAAGGUCUUCGUAAAAUGCGGUCAUCUACCUCCGUAGCUAAGUACUGUUCUAAGAAGCUAUCCAAGGACUGCUGGAUUAUUGCUGUCAAUAAUGGAAAAGUUGUAUUCAAGAGAGAAGGCUCAUCAGCCGCUCCUGUUGACUUGCAAGGAAUGGAUUGUCAUGGCAGAAAUGGCUUGCUUGCUUCAAUUCACCGGACAUUCAGUUCUAGUUCCAGAGUACUAGAUGAUGGCAACACAGGAAUGCUUGACAAGGGUACUUACAAAUCUUCGGAUAACAGCUUAGCCAUGGCCUUUCUCGAUUCUACAGAAACCGUUCAGAAACAGAGCUGCUCACUUUGUGGUCCAGCAUAUGCAUUGCCAAAUUCUGCUUGCAACCAAUGUGCGGAAGAGUCUUCUGGUGACAGUGGCAAAGAGAAUUCUAUGUCUAUAGUGCUUGCACAGACGACCGAGGCAGCAUCAAGUGCUAGCGUUCUGUCAGUCACAGAAUUACCUGAACUAAAACCCGGUUGGCCACUACUACACAGGACAAUUUCAUCAGGUCGGCAAUCUCUUGACAGGUCAUUGGUGCGCCAGAUCUCAGUGGUUCAGUGGGCAAUGCAACUGCCAAGUAGAAACCCUUCAUAUGCUGGGGAUCAUGUUCACAGACCAGUCAGUUCUGGUCCCGAUCAUCAUCAAUCUUUGGGUCUAGAUAGCGAGAGUGGUGCUAUUGUUCCUGUAAAUGCUCAAAUAGGGACUGCCUCUUCGCCUGACCAUAAUUCAAGGAAAAUUCCUGAAGAAUUGAAGUGUCUUUAUGAGAAAUACUCAUCAACCUGCAGAUUGUUUAAGUACCAAGAACUUUUAUUGGCUACAUCAAAUUUCUUGCCUGAAAAUUUGAUUGGGGAAGGAGGAAGUAGUCAGGUUUAUAGAGGUUAUCUUCCUGAUGGCAAGGAACUAGCAGUUAAGAUCCUAAAGCCUUCUGAUGAUGUUUUAAAAGAGUUUCUUUUGGAAAUAGAAAUUAUCACUACCUUGCAUCACAAAAACAUUAUUUCUCUCCUGGGAUUCUGCAUCGAGGACGGCAAUCUUCUUUUGGUGUAUGAUUUCUUAUCAAGAGGAAGCCUUGAAGAGAUUCUUCAUGGGAGCAAGAAAAAUCCACUUGUGUUUGGUUGGACUGAGAGGUAUAAAGUGGCAGUUGGUGUUGCUGAGGCUAUGGAUUAUCUGCAUAAUAGAGAUGCUCAACGUGUGAUUCACAGGGACGUAAAAUCAUCAAAUGUAUUAUUAUCUGAGGAUUUUGAACCCCAGCUAUCUGAUUUUGGGCUUGCUAAAUGGGCAUCAACCUCGUCAUCUCAUAUAACCUGCACAGAUGUUGCUGGGACCUUUGGCUACUUGGCUCCAGAGUAUUUCAUGUAUGGCAAAGUAAAUGCUAAGAUUGAUGUCUACGCCUUUGGAGUUGUGCUCCUUGAGCUUCUAACAGGAAGAAAGCCCAUAAGUGGUGAUUAUCCUAGAGGUCAAGAGAGCCUUGUCAUGUGGGCAAGUCCAAUUCUGAGUAGCGGAAAAGUUGCACAUUUAUUAGAUCCAAGUUUGGGUGGUAACUACGAUCAGGACCAGAUGGAGAGGAUGGUCUUGGCAGCCUCACUUUGCAUCAGACGUGCCCCGAGAGUUAGGCCUCAAAUGAGCCUUAUUACGAAGCUCCUUCAAGGUGAUGCUGAUGUAAUUGAGUGGGCAAGGUUAGAAGUUAAUGCUUCUAAGGCAUUAGAAACGCAUGAUGAUGAAGCUUGUCCACCUUCUAACUUACAGUCACAUCUCAAUCUAGCAUUCCUUGAUAUGGAGGAUGACUCACUCUCCAUGUGCAGUAUUGAGCAAAAUGUCUCCUUAGAGGACUACCUGAGAGGCAGGUGGAGCCGCUCAUCAAGCUUUGAUUGAGCAAAAUAUCGGCAAAUUGCCAGAAAAAACUCUUUCCUCUUAACUGAUGGAUUUGUAGAUAAUACUUACUUGCCGCUUCUAUUUGCUUUUGCAUCCUCAAUGGGAUCUCAUAAAUGGGUUUAGGAUGGGAGGUUGUUUGGGUGCCCUCCACCUUCCCUAAUAGUCAGAAAGCUAGUAUGUGAAUUUUGGAAUAUUUUCCCUUAUGAUUGUAAAUCUAUUGGAAAUUGUACCAGUUUUAAUCCUUUGUCUGUAUGGAUAAAUUUGCAAUGGUAAUGGUCUAAAAGAUGAACCAGUUAUAUCAUAUA
Molecule: messenger RNA, 2849 nt
Organism: Prosopis cineraria
Lineage: Eukaryota; Viridiplantae; Streptophyta; Magnoliopsida; Fabales; Fabaceae
Product: protein kinase STUNTED-like
Exons: 10
Coding region: 268-2544 (758 amino acids)
Biological process (GO): protein phosphorylation
Molecular function (GO): protein kinase activity; ATP binding
Source: RefSeq, a predicted model, not a curated record